This is a messenger RNA of Glarea lozoyensis ATCC 20868, 2016 nucleotides long. RefSeq lists its product as uncharacterized. The transcript is spliced from 2 exons. The record is from RefSeq and is a predicted model, not a curated record. Bases 1 to 2016 code for a protein of 671 amino acids. NCBI's taxonomy places the organism in Eukaryota, Fungi, Ascomycota, Leotiomycetes, Helotiales, Helotiaceae.
AUGGAUCCGGGUUCAGGAAAAAGAAAUAGAGGGCCGUCAGUUACAGCAAAUAAUGAAAAUGGGAGAGAAACACCACAAAAUCGUCCAGAUACGCCGGAAAACCAUGAUGGAGAUCCUAUGGCCACCGAGGGCGAGGACGAUUCCAAGCCUCAAGGAAUGGACUUGGGAGAUGCCGAGCAAACAUAUGGUAUUCAAACACAGAAACCACAACCGUUUGGAGAUAGCCCUCCGCGCGACGACAGACUUUUUCGUGCGAACCCACCACUGAAUACCGAGAAACUCUCAAAGCCGAACGCCUCCUUAGAACCGCCUGUUACAAAAGGCACUUUGAGUGAAUUGGACGUCAAUAAGAUUGUUCACAACCCUCGACUGAGGCACGACAUCAACUUUGACCCUGAUUUACACUUUAGGCCAAAUCUGGAUGGUGAAAAGGGAAAAAAGAAGACUCAGAAAUCAACAUUCUUUUGGGACACCAUGCGGUCGGAAUUGGUUGAAUAUAUCACGAAUCGAGAAAGUUUUGAAGCUCGACAUGGGGACAAUGACUGGACACUUCCAGCGACUCUGAAAGCUAUUCGUGGUAUUCUAGAAACACUAGUGCCACAACGAGACCGCGCUUCUGUCGAAGAGACCUUUAACGUCGAUUUACUGAUGCAGCAAUUCCGAAUGGGCGUGGCUGAUCUGGUGAAACUUGCUAACUGGCUUUCUCAACUCCUGAAAUGUCAUUGUGCUCCCAUGAGAGAUGACUGGGUUGACGAGAUGGUAAACCAGCUUAGCAAUGGAGACCGUAAUGGAGAUGUGACCUUACUUGUUGCUGGUAUGCACAAUCUGUUAGGCGUUCUCGAGGCUAUGAAACUAGAUGUAGCAAACCAUCAAAUCAGGUGUCUGCGUCCGCUACUUAUUGAAGACACUGUUUCUUUCGAGCAAAAGUAUUUCUUGAAGAAGCAUGGCAUGAAGAAAAUCAAGCUGACGGAAUCUCAUGCAUGGUACAAUCGUGCAAUGGAUUUGCCAGAUCUCGUUGAGACAAAUGCUCCUGCGAACAAUUCAUGGACCUUCAUGAAGGCACUUGUUUACUUGAGUUUGCCAUCAAGAACGGAAGCAAUGCCAGCGACUUUUGCAUUCGACGAGGAUCGUCUAUCAAAGUUCAAAAGCGAUAUACAGGAUUUGAUCAAUCUUGAUAUUUGCAUGCACAUGUACCGUGGUUUGGAGACGCAAAAUCAACAAGAAGCUAGACAAAAUGCGAGAGAAGACACACCUUCGAGGUCAUUCACUUCUUCGCCUUUUGAUAGACCUACCUCUCCCGCGGACAACACUCUACUUUCUUCACCCACGAUCCCACAAGCCCAUCAUUUUACAUCAAGAGUAAGAAACCAUGCCCAAGAACGUGGACACUUCAUCCGCACUCUAACGGGUCGACAAAUAUGGAUACCGAGUGUCGAGGAUGACAUGGCCACCUCCUCAUCUGGAUCAAGUCCAAGAUCAUCGCCAUCUUCUGCGCCUUCGACACUUGAAACUAACCCACCAACACCACUGUAUCUGUCCGUUCCUAUUACAGAUAACUCCGCCCAAGCACGAACGUCAUUACAAGCUAUCCUCUCGUCUCUCACAACAUCUGACAAAUGGAAAACCUUGUCUCCAUCGAUGGCUCUCGAAAUUCUUCGAAUGACGAAAACAUCUCUCGCUCGUCUACCACAAUUCGAAUCGCAUCUUCAAUUCCACAUCUCCAAUCCAACCUCGAGACUACACCAAGAAGCAGAACAACGUGUUCUACAACAGCUUCUUCCUGUCCUUCAGAAGUUGGUUGCGACUUACACACCUCUUACCAGCGUUCAGAUCUUCGAGGCCGCAAUCGCCCCGAAAUCUGGUCCUGGUAGCGUCCAACCACAAUCCAACGGUGUUCACGACGAGAUCAAGGAGGUUUCGACGAGGAUAGCGCAUAUGGGAAUCCUCCAUUGGCGAGUCUGGGCACAUAUCGCAUACUUGGUAGAUCCGGACGCGGUCGGAGAAAUAAUGUCUUGA